Chrysemys picta bellii (western painted turtle) is the source of this 7272-nucleotide messenger RNA. Lineage: Eukaryota; Metazoa; Chordata; Testudines; Emydidae. The record is from RefSeq and is a predicted model, not a curated record.
UUAAUUGUCAAAUACAGAAAAAUGUAUCAAUCUGUUGCUGUGGAGACCAAGCUGAUUCAGAGGAGGAAUGAUGCAUUGCAUUUGCCUCUAGGCACUGGUGCAAAUACAGCUGUAAUAGGGACUAACUGAAAGUUGUUGCUGCUGGUUGUGAAGUAGCCCAGUCUGUUUCCUAAUAGGCUUUCAUCUCCAUCACAACAGUGACCACUAAGAGGCAGUUAUAUGGAAGUUUUGUUUAGUGGCUUCAGCAGAAAGGCCAAGUAUAGAAUGGGCUAAAGAAUGAACUACCUUCUCACAUCUAAAGAUGGUCUUUUCAAUUCAGGAUUGGGACAUGCUCGUGGGGCAGAGGGGGGAGAGAUGCAGUGCCCAUGCUAUAUUUGUUUUGUGGAUAAAUUGAAGACCUCUGUCUCCAGAGUUGUAAGGCUAGCAUCUUUCAUCACAUCUCCUACAUGGCCCCGCAAAGUCUUGCCAGCCUUCUCCUGAUACUGGCUAAAAUCACCAUUCACCAGUCCAGGAGAGGGAAAUUUCUCUGUGGCUGUGAGACCUGUUUCCUGGCACAUUAUCUGUGUGAAUACGGGCAGCAUGACCACUCACUCCUUGGAUUCUUCCUUGGAGUAGUGGGUAUUGUCCAGCACGUUCUCUGUGCGGUGUUCCUUUCUCACUACCAUGUUUUGAUCCCCUGUGACCUGUUUUUUGUGUGUUCCUUGUAAAUAGUUGAUUUCUGGGUCCUGUGGUUCUUCCUUUCACCUGAGAGGGGCAGACCUUACAUCAUUUGGUGGGCUUUGCUUGCUGAUCCAGCUAUCAAACCAGCUAGCAUUUUAGUUGAGAACUGAGCAGAAGAAGGAUCUGUACAAGUGUUUUUUUAAAUUGUUAUAUAAAUUGCUUUAAAACAUGAAAUUAACUUUUAAUGGAAUGAUUAAAUGAGCAACAUUAUACAAUUUAAUUGUAUUUUAAUGGUUUGUCUAAAUUUCCUUUUUAAAGAAAACUAAAACUUUUAAAAUGUUAUUUCAAAGUAUCUUCUUUAAGAACUUGGAAAAAAAUUAAGAAAAAUCUUAUUUAUUUCACAUCUACGUACAAAAACGGAGCAGAAAUUGAAGGCUUCCUCUUUACUCCUCCAGGAGACUUGGCUUCAGUGGCUUUGAUAAUUUUAAAAAUUCUCUUCUUAUUCCUCUCACAGAAUUUAAAAACUCCAUCGUCUUUGCUAACAGAGAUUAUUGUUUCCUUCAAUGAGAGCUAUUUGGUUUACAGUAUGCGCUUCUUCCUUAACCGUAGUUGUAGGUCUGAAGGCUUUGUAAGAACUGUGAAGCUCCAUAAUGGUCAGCAUAGAGCUUGCAAUCUAUGGACCUUGAAAGUUCAGUGCUGACUUAUUAUGACAUUUAUAAUCCUUUAUAGAUCAGAUGGGGCCUUUGGAGCUUGUAACUGUGUAGUGGUGAUGGUGGAAUUUACAAGAUAUUCAGGUUUGGUCUGUAGACCCUGUAGUACAUGGACUAUGUCUGUACACCUUGUAAGCAAAGUAGGCACUGCCCAAGGAUUUUGUAAGCUCUACUGAUAGCAAAGCUUCAGAGGUUUACAAUAUACAUAUAUCCAGAGAGAGAGAGACUGAAAAAAUAGGAAUUCCAAAAAAGUUAAAUCAGGCCUGUGCAAUCAUUCUAUUUGGGGAUCAAGAUUUUAAAUAAACUUGCAAUCUUUAGGACAAGUUGUUUUUGCAUUUUGGAAAUUAGAACAAUUUUUAUAAAGUGAAAAUCCACCAAUUCUUUUUUUAAGUUCCCUCACUCAAAAAUGUCCUCAUUGAUAUAAAAAUUUUAUGUGAGAAAUUUUCUCUGCUGGUUUAAGAGAAGCUGAAAGGAACCCAGCAUUUUCACCCUUGAAAUUAGCUUUACUAUGAAGGUUAGAGUGCUAAGGGGGCCAAAAUUGAGUUUAGAAAAACUGUGUUACAAAUUUAAGCCCUGAUCCUGCUUGGAGAACUGCAUAGACCGACUCCUGCGUCCACAUAGAGCUCGUUCUUCAUGGGCAUCUGUCCCCACAAUUCUCAGGUAUUACUUGAUUGGGUGAGCCAUGCAUUGGUUUCAUAUUACAACAAGAAACUUGAACUGGAGGAUGAAAUUGUUGAGAAACUUUGGACAUACCUGGAUAACAUUCUACAUAGCAGAAAACUACAGAAUCUCUUAAAGGAUGGAAAGACAAUCAACCUCAGUUUUUUGAUUGCACAGGUCAUAAAUGAAAGGAUAUCAGAGUCCUGUGUUCAAAAAUCCCACGGAAAUGUUGGCACAGUGCUGAGUUGUUGCAGGGGCAUCCUUUCCACUCCGCCUCUCUCCAUCAUUUAUACAGCAAAAUGUGAGCUGAUGGUGAAUCUCCUAAGCAAGCUCUCCUGGCUGGCCUGUCAAUGGCUGACAUCCGAAGAUGCUGUGACCUCCCAGUUGUUUGAUGUCCUACAGCUGACCUUUGCUCAGUACCUCCUGAUUCAGAGGCAACAGAUCAACCCAAAUCGUGUGUUUGGGCAAGUGACCAGCCACUUGUUUCAACCAUGUCUGCUCCUGAGGCAUUUGCUUAUGGCCAGAGCGUGGACACCAGCUGAUGAUGGCCGUGUACGUCAGCAUCUGAGCCGGGAAAUCCGAAACCAAGUAGAGGCUGUGCUGCAGGCUGGGAUUUUCCAGCCUGAGCUCUUGUCCUCUUACAGAGAGGAGCUCCUGACAGAAAGGGAACCACAAGAGAAAAAGAAAAGGGCUCUUAAAACUAUUCUGAUGCCUGUCAAUACAGUGCUGUCCAAGCUCCGUGAUGCUAGCUUUUGUGAACCAACGCUCCAGGUGAUCAUAGUAGCAAAUUCAGUACCUCUGCUUUAUAAGCUCUUUUUGGACUCUUACUGUAAGGCAGAAAACCACGUGGUCUGUUUCCACAUGUUCACCAGGCUUUUUGGCUGUCUAAGGAUUUCUCACCUGCAGGAGAUGCUCUCGCCAGUAGACUGGAGCACAGAACUGCUUGCUGUGGAACAGCUCCUGAACUUGGUGCUCAGCAACGAUAUCUAUAACGUUGCCGCUGACCGGAUCAGGCACAAAGAGACCCAAUUCCAGUUUUACCACAAACUGGCAGAAAUGUUGGUGAAUCACUCACAGGCUUCCAUCCCAGCUUGGUUUAGGUGUCUCAAGGCCUUGAUUUCAUUAAAUCAUUUAAUUGUCGAGCCUGAUCUGGAUGACCUAGUGGCCUCCGCUUGGAUUGAUGCAGAGGUCUCUGAGCCACGUACAAAGAAGCCCCAGGAGACUCUCAUAAAUGCCAUGUUUCAGACUUACACAAAGCUGCGACAGUUCCCUAAACUCUUUGAAGAGGUUCUGUCUGUGAUCUGCCGUCCAGCUGCUGAUGAGUUAAGGCUGCCGGUCUUGUCUGCUGGGCUGAUGGAAAAACUUCGUGAAUGCCUCCUCGAGCUGCCACCCAACCAGAUUCUGGAUAUUUUGUUCCUCAUACUGGAGAAGUGUCAGACUCUAAUAAUUCCUGAUGUUAAAGAUGACUCUGACAUGGCACUGAAGCUGCUGUCUGUGAGCUCAGUACUGCACACUUUUCUGUUCAACAUGAAGAGUUUGGAUAAUGUCACCCCAUUACCUGUUGUCCUUCGCACUCAGAGUCUGUUGGACAAAAUGCAGAGAGAGGUAAUCCAGCCAUUGCUGGACCUAUUGAAGGAUCACUGGGCAGAGGAAAAUAAACCAGGGCUUUGGCUAGAGAAGGUCAGUGACUCUGCACUCCUCCUCGUCUACACGUGGGUGGAGCUUGACACUCUGCUUAGUAUAAACUGCAGCAAAUAUGUGUCUCGGCUGGCUGGCGCAGCUGGUGGUGUUACUGACUGUGCUGCAGAGAGCUGGGACUUCUCAGCCCUUCUCCCUGGCGUGGAUAGACAGUGUUGGAAGAGGGUAGUGAGACUCUCAAGUAAUUUCUGCUCAGCUAGUAAAUAUUGCUUAGAACUGCUCAUGCUUCAGAAAAUAAAAAAGAUCUUAAUGCAAACCAGUUUUCAGACUGAGGCUGAUCUUCACACUUUGCAGCAUGCCGCAGCUUUCAUCCUUCAUUCUGGAAGAUCAAGCAUGAGCAUGGAAGAGUCAGAACCUUGGAACGGCAACAUUAGUGCAAUAAAUGCUCUCACCUACCCAGCUGCACACUGGUACCUUGUAGUCUCAAAUCUAACAAUCCUGGUUCCUCAUCUUUCUCUGAAAGAUGUAGAGUAUGUGGCUGAUGUGCUUCUGAAGAUUUUAUCAUCAACUAAAGCUCCGGGAGUUUCCGCAGAUCAGGAUUCCUUCAUCACAGCUGAAAAGGUUUCUAAAGCUUUGCUGCAUAGUACUUUUCUUCCAGAAAUUAAGGUGCUGCACUGUGCUUUUAUAAGCCGCGUUAUUCAGCAGUGCUCUAGUGUGCUGUGUUCUGCUACUCAGGGCGUUGCAGAUCAGCCUAUUCAACAGCUGUCUGCAGAUAAUAUACCAUGGCACGAGGAAGUCCUCUCAUCUUGCAAAAUGGUUGGCAUGGUGGAAGCACAGGCAGAAAACAAUCAAUCAAAGGAUGUAGCCUUCAUUUGCUGGACAACAAUGGAAAAAAUUGCUCAACAUAUAUUGUUGUUAACAAGGGCCGGUUCCACCAUUACUUUGGAAGAAGACCAGAUAGAAAACUUUUUGCAUUUACUAGAGAUUAUUUCUGCAUUGAAACUUGACAGUCUCUUUCCUUUAGACCAUACUCGUUGUUUUCUCUUGCUGCUAUCCUUGGUAGCCAAUACCAGAGCUAACGUCUCUUGCAGUAAGUUGCUAUCACUGAAGUUUCUAAUUACCUGCUUCCGCCUCCUAACAUGCCUACAGACUGGCAGAAGUGUCAAUUCCAUCUUUAAAGUUUUUCAUGCCAGUGAUGCUCUUGAGGCUGUCGUGACCGCCCUGUUUGCAGCCAGCAAGUGCUUUGCUGAUGUUUUGACCACUCCCGACUGGGCAGAAUUUCUCCAGGUGAUCCAAACCUUUUUGGAAUGCUUUCUUCAGAUGAUAGUUGAAAAGAGGCAGAGCCUGAAACUCAAUUUGGAAAAGUUCACUUUUUUCCUAGCGAGCUGCAAACCAUAUGCUGAUGCAGACAGAGGCAAGCCCUGGAACACUGCAGUCAAUCAGCUGCUCCUAGUGCCACUAAUCACACUCUGCCAUGUUCUGACUCUGUACCUCCAGCAGCAGCCAGAGAAGAAACAGCAACUGACAGAAAUGCUGUCUGCUUUGUUGAAGCCAACUGUCCUCCAGACGGGAACAGCCAUCCAGCUCUGCCUUAGAAACCUCACCAAAGACCAGCCUUUGCCUUUGGCAUUCAUCCCAUCUGUUACAACCCUACUGAAAGCAGAUCUGAGCUACAUGUCCACAGGUGGCUUUAUGAAAAUGGAAGGUGCACAACAAAAUCCUAAAGAUCCAGGAAAAUAUCGGGAGUAUUCCCACACUGAACUGUACCAAAAGUUUUACACUCAGAUACUGAGAGAGCUGACCUCUGCAGGAGGCCAUCUCCAGUUCCUUCACUCUGCCUUGCAGUUUUUAACUGUUUUCUGCUCAGAAACAGAUCUGUAUCCUGGAGAAGAGACUGCUCUCACUGUGUUUCAUGCUGUAAAAAACCUACUUGCUGGCCCUGGAACCACAGUCCAGGUGAUUCAAGAUCUAGAAAUGCAGCUGACAGAAUUGAUGACCCAGCUCGUGGAGAGCUGCACUACUGAGGAGUUCUGUGUCAUAAUGAGGCUGGUGCUCCAAGGACUUGAAGUUAGCAAUAUUUGGAAACAAAAUCCUAAAGAAGUAUUGUCAGCUGUUACGCUAAUCAAAUUGCUGCUCAGUUGCCCAUUAACUGGAGAGAAAGAGAAAGCUUUCUGGUUUACCAGCCCACAGAUAAUCACAGCUUUAGUUAUACAAACCAAAGAGGCUUGUCAGGACCAGUUGCUGAUUCCCACCAUUGUUGUUCCUAUCCUGGAGACAGUAGCAGCCCUGCUGAGGCAAGGAGAAGAGAUUCUCUCCAAUCCCCAUCAUGUGACACUGGCAUUCAGCAUUCUUCUGACUGUCCCUCUGGAUCAUUUGAAGAUGGAGGAGUAUGGGAGCAUCUUCCUGGGAAUUCAUGAAGUGCUGUUCUCCAUACUGCAGUGUCACCCUAAGGUGAUGCUAAAAGCAGCGCCAUCUUUCCUGAACAGCUUCAAUAGGCUGGUUGUUUCUGUUAUGCACGAGGGGCGACAGAAAGGAGACAGAGGGAGCACGGAUGAGUUUGGAGUUGUAUUGAAAUGUGCACACUUGGUAGAAAGGAUGUAUAGUCACAUUGCUGCAAAAACAGAGGAGUUCACAGUGUUUUCUGUCUUCAUAGUGGCCCAAUACGUGAUUGAACUGCAGAAGGUGACCUUACAUCCAGCUGUAAAGAAACAUCUAACUGAGGGAAUGUAUCACAUCCUAGACCUUUGCAUUGAACGAGAUAUCAAGUUCUUAAAUGCAUCGCUACAGAUGGGCGUAAGAGAAGUCUUUAAGGAAUUGUACAAUGAUUAUACCCACUACCACAAAACUAAAAAACAUGGGGAGAAAAAGUACACUGCGUGAUGUAUCCUUCCUAACAUUUGCAUAAUCAGUAAGGACUUGAUCUUGUGUGGAGCUGAGAAACCUCAGCUCUGAUUGAGUUCAGGAUGAUCAACACAUUACAGGAUCAUGCCCUCAGUUGUUUUGUUAAAAGUGAAAUAUUGAAUGAUAUGUCCCUGUAUAACUGGCCUCUACAUCUAUGGUAGGAAAAAGACACACUUAGGCUUUCAGCCCUGCUGCAAUUGUGCAGAGCCCCAUUUAAAUCUCUCUCUGCAGUCUAUAUAUGUGCUACUUGUUGCAGGAUCUGGGGCCUUAUGUAGUUUUCCUGUGCAAGCAAAGAAUGUACUGAGUGAAAACCUUCAGUGAUUAUGCAACUGCCCUGCUGUCAUUUACAAUGGGGAGCAGCACUAAACAAUGGUAGUGCCCCACACCAUACUUUUUUUUUACAUUCAUGCCAAAUACAUUUAUUUGUAUGCAACUGUAAAAUAUUCAGUCAGCUUCUGUUACAAAAUUGUGUAAAUACAGAUUUUUAGAAAACCUGAAGUGGUGUUUGUAUCUGUCUGGCCAGUAAGUUUUUUCUACUGUCUCUUAUAAAGUAUUGUCAAACACUGGCCUGCUAGAAGGAGUUAUCAAAUAUCUCCUUUCCAUCAAAACCAAAACAAUUUUUUGAUUUGUUGCUGCCCUCCUGUGACUGUUUCAUGAAAUCACACAUACCUCAUUUGCACAAAUAUAUAACCAAAGUAAAUCA